Molecule: messenger RNA, 1972 nt
Organism: Onthophagus taurus
Lineage: Eukaryota; Metazoa; Arthropoda; Insecta; Coleoptera; Scarabaeidae
Source: RefSeq, a predicted model, not a curated record
AUAAAAAAAAAUGUUUAAAGGCGGUUUUUCAAGAUUAGAAAAAGGAUGUGGAAUAGGAGAAGAACUCGAUGGAUCUAUCGUUUCAUACACUCUAAAAAUUAUCGAACGAAGCAAAUCGAUUUAUUUCUUUAGAAAUAUCUUAGGAAUGAGAGUGAUAUGCCACCGGGAAUACGAACAAGGAAACAAUUUAAGAAACGACUUAAACAUAAACCACGACAGUUGUUGGAGUAGUACAAUACUUUCUUAUGGAAAAGAACAUAACUAUUUAAAUUUGGAAUUAAUUUAUAUUUACAACAAAAAAUCUUAUUUAACGGGAAAUAUAUUUAAAGGAAUGACAAUAAGAUGUAGUAGAUGUUUAAAACGUGCCAAGACCUUAGGAUGGCCGGUUCUUCCGGGAAAUAUCCUACAAUCACCGGGAGGUUACUUAUUUUACAUCCUCGACGAACCCCAACCGAUUCGAACGGAUCCUAUUGUUAAAAUUAGUCUUGCAGUAGCCGAUUUGAAGGCUUCGAAAGCGUUUUAUAACGGUUUAAUUGGAUUCCGAUUUUGUGAGAAUUAUUAUCAAGCUUCUAAUCCAAACAUAGCUAUUCUUGGAUUACAACAAUUUGAUGCAAAAUUAGAACUAACACAAAACGAAGGUGCCAUCAAAGGUGAAAACACCGGUAUUUUAGGUGUUGGAGCUGAGUACAACGAACAAAUAGCUCUCGAAGAAAGAUUUAUCAACAAAAAAAAGGAAAAUAUAAUUAUCCCAUUAAUUCCAAUGGACACUCCCGAUAAAUCCACCAUGGCAAUUUUUAAAGUAAAAGAUCCCGACGGGCAUGAAAUUAUCUUUUACGAAUUCACCCCCUAUCAAAAUGUCUUUCAAUACUCACCCGAAGACGAAAGUCGCAUGGUUAAACUAUUCGAAGAUGACGAAAUUCCCGAGGACAAUAAAAACUGGGAUUCUAAGAAAUCCUUUGGAAAAAAAACGUCUAAAUCUCGAUUAAGCAAAGAGGUUUCUUGUGAAGCGAUUAAAUUAAAAAUAAAAGAAAUCACCAGGUCUUUAGGAUCGAUGCGCCCACAUAAAUCGAAAGAUUCACAGGAAAAUUUAGAGGACGAUGAACCAGAAGCAGGGGGAAGUUCAAAAGUGGAAAAAUGUCCAACGACUGUUUUAAAAGGAAUCUCGAGAAGUCUUGGUUCCAUUAAAGAUUUUGGGCGAUUAUUAAAAAGUCGAUCAGAUAUGAUUUGUUGUAAAGACUGUAAAGAUAAACAAGAAAAACUCUCGAUUAACAAAGAUGAAGCAAAUCACUUAGGUGAUAAAACAAUAAGUAGAUCAGAACAAAUUUACCAAGAAGAUGAAUCGAAUGCCCAAGAUUCAGUGGCUACUCAAGAGCCGGUCGCAAUCGAAGUUCAAGCAUCCGCUAAAAAAGAAUUGAAAAUGAAUAGGGGUGUAUCAAACGAAGCAAAUAAAUCGGCUCAAUACACUGGAUUAAGAAUUAAAACAACAUCCAGAGGGACAAAUUCGGAACAAAGAUUAGUUGACUCAACAACUGAAGAUGACUUAAAUCAAAAAAGUUUUAAAUCUACUUUUACUUGCGCAAAUAAUCCGUUUAAGGAAGAUGUUAAAUGUGUGAACAUUAAAUGCGAUGAUACAAAAAACAUUGUUAAGGAUAGUAUUAAAAAUCUUUUACGAAAAACUUCUUCGUUGAUUCGACGAUCCAAUAACGAGCAAUGCAGAAAAUCUGAAGACUUGAUGGUUGAUGGCCAUUUAUAUUUUAAUGCUAACUUCGAUAUUAUUCCACCCUAUAAAAUUCCUAGUUUUGUAAAAUCAGAAACUUCCAAAACAAGUGCAGCUGAACAAUCAGAAAAUCAAGAAGUGGAAAAAGAAAAUUAAUAAUAUGAAUAUUGGUGAACCAGCCAAAUUAGCAGAAAAUAAACAAAUACGAGAUUCGUUUAGAAAAACACAAAUAUCCCAACAAAACUAUUUGAAGAA